CGCUAUUUAUAGAUUAAGCUGGCGUUCAUAUAGGGGAAAAUCAUAUGGAGAAACAUACUUUUUCAAUAAUGAAACUCGUUUUUCUCCUUUUGGUAUUUAUUACAUUAGUUGCGGCAAAGAAAUCCGGCGAUGUAACGGAGCUGCAGAUCGGUGUGAAGUAUAAGCCUGCAACUUGUGAGGUUCAGGCUCACAAGGGAGAUAAAGUGAAAGUACACUAUAGGGGAAAGCUUACAGAUGGAACUGUUUUUGAUUCCAGCUUUGAAAGGGGUGAUCCUAUUGAAUUUGAGCUUGGUAGUGGUCAAGUGAUUAAAGGAUGGGACCAAGGGAUCCAAGGAAUGUGCUUAGGAGAGAAGAGGAAGUUGAAAAUUCCUUCUAAACUUGGUUAUGGCGAUCAGGGUUCCCCGCCUACCAUCCCAGGGAGUGCUACACUUAUCUUUGACACAGAGCUGGUAGGAGUCAAUGGGAAAACAUCCAAUGGGAAAUCAGAUGACAGUGAACUGUAACUUAGGAGCCCUUCCUGUAGUUCCUGGUAGCCUUUGUUUACCAAGUAGACCAAUAUUUUGUUUGAUUAUUUUGCAUUUCACGCUGAAACGAACAACAUGUUGCUUACAUUGAAUUUUGUGUUUAUUUAAGGAGUUUCUGUGUCUGAUUUUGAAAAUGGUCAUAUGAUAUUUGUAAGCACUGCUUAUGCUGCCGUACAUUGCAGUGAAAUAAACUUUAUUUUUCAGGCAGAUUAAGAAAUUUUAUUUAGUCUUGGUUUGAUCUCAA
Messenger RNA from Olea europaea var. sylvestris, 768 nucleotides. Its product is annotated as FK506-binding protein 2-like. Gene Ontology annotation, molecular function: peptidyl-prolyl cis-trans isomerase activity. The record is from RefSeq and is a predicted model, not a curated record. The transcript has 6 exons. Bases 45 to 503 code for a protein of 152 amino acids. NCBI's taxonomy places the organism in Eukaryota, Viridiplantae, Streptophyta, Magnoliopsida, Lamiales, Oleaceae. Gene Ontology annotation, biological process: protein peptidyl-prolyl isomerization.